This is a messenger RNA of Lodderomyces parapsilosis, 1263 nucleotides long. RefSeq lists its product as uncharacterized. Gene Ontology annotation, molecular function: protein binding. Lineage: Eukaryota; Fungi; Ascomycota; Pichiomycetes; Serinales; Debaryomycetaceae. The transcript has a single exon. The record is from RefSeq and is a predicted model, not a curated record. Gene Ontology annotation, cellular component: Golgi apparatus. Gene Ontology annotation, biological process: Golgi organization. Bases 1 to 1263 code for a protein of 420 amino acids.
AUGUUUUCCUUUGCAAAAAAGCUAGUCGACCGCUUGGAGGGCCAUACUACGCAAGAAUCUUCACGUCAUGACUCGUAUUUCAAAAAUGCCACUCAGAUAAACAACAAAGGGUUUGCACUUCGAGUAUUGCAUGUUGAACCUCACUCAACAGCACAUUCCAAAGGGUUUGAAUCAUGGUUUGAUUAUAUCAUCAGAAUCAAUUCGCACGAAUUGCCAAUGCAAUAUCCCAUGGCCAACUUCCCAUACUCUGUCAAUGAGGAUGGCAGUAUAAACUAUGGUUCGAACACAUCAUCUGAACAAGCAGCUGCAGUGAACUUUAAUUUGUUAGCGCAAGAGUUGCUGACUAUAGCAAAAACAAAACAAGAACUCACGCUCGAUGUAUGGAAUGCCAAAGGUGGUGUGGUGAGGCAAAUUAACGUUCCGUUGGAGGAAUUUUCCCAAGUGGAGAAAAGCGCUCAAGAUGAUGGUGAUGACGACGCUUCCACUAUCAACUUGUUUGUCGAAAAGUUCAAAAAGAUUGGCUUGACGGUGGAAUCGCAACAUUUGAACACCGCCACGUAUGUUUGGAGGAUUUUAACUACUCACCAAGGGUCACCAGCUUUUAGGUCUCAAUUGGUCCCCCAAUCUGAUUUCAUUAUCGGAUGCGAUUCUGCAUACUCCACCGAUGGCUCUGGUAAAGGGCUACUUGCAAAGGGUGGCGAAUCACUUUUGUCCAAUACCGUAUUGAACUAUUACAAUUACUACCACAAUCAAACCCAUGAAGAAUACAUUCCAAUAACACUUUAUGUGUACAACCAUGACUAUGACAUAUUGCGCCCUGUUACGGUGAACUUAUCUCGCAAUUGGGGAACUGGGCAAAGCCAAGGAAUUCUUGGAUGCGAUGUAGGCUAUGGUUUACUUCACCGUAUCCCAGAGGUUAUUGGUAAGUUUGAAAACAACUCGGUAAUUGACGAUGUGUUGUUUGAAAGCAAUCAAGACACGGAGUAUCAAGGUGAUGCAGGAGCCUCGGCGGUCACACCUCAACCUUUCGACUCCAAUGCCAACAUCAUCAACACAGCUCCGCCACCAAUGGGCUCUGUCAUGUCUUCAUCGCACCCUCCAAAAUCAUCAGGCCGAAAAAAGAAACAUGUGUCUGCACUCAACUCUGGUGAAUCAUUGAGCGAUUACAUGAAUGAGGAACUAGAGAAAUCAAAAAAGUUGGAUGAUAGCUCAAAGCCAAAAACUUCCACAGACAACGUACCCCCUCCACCAACGAGUAAGUAG